AUGGCGGCGGUGGAUAUUCAAGAUAAUCUGUUGGGAAUCUCUUGGGUUGACAGCUCCUGGAUCCCCAUUUUGUACCAUGGUAGUGUCCUGGAUUACUUUUCAGAAAGAAGUAAUCCUUUUUAUGAUAGGACAUGUAAUAAUGAAGUGGUCAAAAUGCAGAGACUGAUACUGGAACUCUUGAAUCAGAUGGUUGGUGUCGAAUACAUCCUUUUACAUGUUCAGGAGCCCAUUCUUUUUAUCAAUCGGAAGCAGCAGCGGCAGUCUCCUGCCCAAGUCAUCCCACUGGCUGAUUACUCCAUUGCUGGAGUGAUCUAUCCGGCACCAGACUUAGGACCAGUUAUGAACUCCAGAGUGCUUACUGCAGUGCAUGGCAUUAAGUCAGCUUUUGUUGAAGCUAUGUCAUACUGCCGGUACACACAGUCACACACAUGCCGGUAUCAUUCUUCCAAAGGGUGUUGGUGGCACUUUAGAAGAACAAGAGCAAAAGACUGGAGAAAAGCCUGUCCCAGUGGAUCAGACAAAGAAAGAGGCAGAACCUAUCCCAGAAACCAUGAGAUCUGAGAAGGAGACCACAAAGAAAGUCCAGCAGACAGU
Messenger RNA from Tupaia belangeri chinensis (Chinese tree shrew), 594 nucleotides. RefSeq names its product mediator of RNA polymerase II transcription subunit 6-like. Gene Ontology annotation, cellular component: mediator complex. The coding region runs from base 1 to 561 and encodes 186 amino acids. The transcript is spliced from 2 exons. Gene Ontology annotation, molecular function: transcription coregulator activity. The record is from RefSeq and is a predicted model, not a curated record. Gene Ontology annotation, biological process: regulation of transcription by RNA polymerase II. NCBI's taxonomy places the organism in Eukaryota, Metazoa, Chordata, Mammalia, Scandentia, Tupaiidae.